GGAGCCGUGCUCAAAACGUUUGUCAUAGCAACUUGCCUAUCGCACGCUGGAGACUUCACAUACGGCUGUCGCGAAGACCAAUGUGGUUGUGCAGAGCAGGCUGUGGAUCAUCUUGCUGGUCCUGUGUCAUGAGCGGUUUCAUGCGGCUGGCCACAAUAACAUUACCAUUUGGACUCCUGUUUACAAGAGCCAUGGCUUGGACCUCAAGUGGAAAAACACACAGCGAUCUUGUUAACAAUCUUAGAAAGAAUGGAGUGAUCCGGUCUCAGCGCGUGUUUGAUGCUCUGACAGAGACAGACCGAGCACUUUAUAUCCAAAACUCCCCAUAUAUGGAUUCCCCACAAAGUAUAGGAUACAGGGCUACAAUUAGUGCACCCCAUAUGCAUGCACAUGCCCUGGAAGUAUUAGAAGAUAAAUUGGUUGAGGGGGCAAAAGUAUUGGACGUUGGCUCUGGGAGUGGAUAUCUCACUGCCUGCUUUGCAAGAAUGGUAGGCCCCACAGGAAAAGUUGUUGGCAUUGACCAUAUUGAUCAACUUGUCCGUGAGUCAAUUGAAAAUGUCCAAAAGGAUGAUUCAACAUUACUGAGCUCUGGUCGUAUAAAAUUUGUAGUGGGUGAUGGUAGAUCUGGCUAUCCUGAAGAAGGCCCAUAUGAUGCCAUUCAUGUAGGCGCAGCAGCUGCUAAGAUUCCCCAGGCACUGCUGAAUGCGUUGAAGCCAGGAGGAAGACUGGUCUUACCCGUGGGUCCAGAAGGUGGAAGUCAGCAUUUGGAGCAGUAUGACAAGGAUAGUGAUGGAAACAUCACAAAAGUUCGCUUAAUGGGUGUGAUGUAUGUCCCUCUAACAGACAAAAAGAGACAAUGGCCACUGAAUGAGCUUUGAAAAUUUUCUUGGUGACCUUCAGGAUAACAAGUUGAUGAAAAGAGUAGUUUUCACAUGUGGUUUCAAGAUGGCACAAAGCUAUAUCCCAGGAGGCAACACUAAAGCCCUUGCUAAGAAACACAGCAGAGUCAAAGAAUGUGAAGGGCUGCACAAUUUCCACAUCUAUAAAUCUGUCUAUUCAGGGGAUACAACCCAAGGCACUGAUAAAUGUAAGAAUUAAAUAAAUCAGCAAUUUAAAAAUAGAAAUAACCCAAACCAAAGAUGGUCACCUUGACUAAGCUGUGUAUGUUUUAUAUAAAUUCAUAGUAUGAGUAGAUGACAUGCAGAGUAUAAACCAUUC
Molecule: messenger RNA, 1218 nt
Organism: Nanorana parkeri
Lineage: Eukaryota; Metazoa; Chordata; Amphibia; Anura; Dicroglossidae
Product: protein-L-isoaspartate(D-aspartate) O-methyltransferase-like
Exons: 9
Coding region: 81-878 (265 amino acids)
Biological process (GO): protein modification process
Cellular component (GO): cytoplasm
Molecular function (GO): protein-L-isoaspartate (D-aspartate) O-methyltransferase activity
Source: RefSeq, a predicted model, not a curated record